This is a messenger RNA of Aspergillus piperis CBS 112811, 759 nucleotides long. RefSeq lists its product as uncharacterized. Lineage: Eukaryota; Fungi; Ascomycota; Eurotiomycetes; Eurotiales; Aspergillaceae. The record is from RefSeq and is a predicted model, not a curated record. The transcript is spliced from 2 exons. The coding region runs from base 130 to 759 and encodes 209 amino acids.
GAUUAUUUCCGUCCUUAUCCAUCUCGCUUGCAUUUAUUUCUCUCCGAUCCUUGUCGUUCAUCCUGGCUAGCUAGCUAGGCACCUACUCCCGCUCAUUAGCAUAAUUUACUUGUCAGUCAGUCAGUCAAAAUGGUCCUCGGCAUCGCCAUGAUGGCCACCAUGAUCCCAACCAUGAUCGGUCUGAACCAAGCGAGUCAAAACAUGCGCGAUAGCGAAGAUAGUCGGAAAGAAUCCAGUCGGAAACAACGCUGUCAUUUGUUAGUGAACUGCUCGGUGAAUCAGGGUACGACGGAACAGCGCGAACAGAUUCAUAAUGCGAUGGUGUAUGUGGGUCCUGAGAACCGACUCUACAUAACCAAAAACCCCAACCCCAACACCAUGACCCCCUUCAAUGGGGGCUUCUUCACACACCCACAAUUCCCACCCGAUAACACAGCCGGCCUGGUAACCAUCACAGGCGAGACACCGCCCACAUUACGCUGGGUCUUCCUGGACGUCACCACGCACGAGGUGUGCUGGGGUGGGCGGGCCGAGAGCGAGGGCCAGGUGUGUGGGCCAUUUGACUGGACGAAGGACGAAUCGCGAAUGACGCUGGAGGGGUGGGAGGGGUGGUUGGCAGUAAGGUUUCCGGGAGUGGAUGACGAGGGGGUUUGGAGGUUGUGGUUUGAUCGGGAGGAUAAUGGGGCUGGGUUGAGGGAGAUGGGGAGGGAGGUGCUAGGGUUGGAGGUUGUGUUGAGGAGGGUAGCGGCUGAAUCUUGA